AUGGACACUCUCGAAAAUCUAAGCACCACGCCCUACCUGGCAGCGGCGAACUCGCUCAUGCUGCUUGCUACACCUGUGGUCUCUCCAGCAGUGGCAUCGCCCGUAAGCUCCACCGGACCAUCGAGCAUGAUGCGCUUUUUGUCGCGUCCCAAAUACGUGGGACCCUCGACCAAGACUGCGCUUUUGUUUGGCAGUGCACAAGCUUUGGGAUCCUGGAUUAUCUACGAUGGCGAUCUCGAAAGCGGGUCAGGGUUUCUGGGCGCCUGGUCUGCCCUGUAUCUGAUUGUUGGCGGACGAGGUUCUGUCAAGGCCCUUAGAUACGGCAGAGUAUGGCCAUUGACACUUUCUGCUAUGGCCGCUACAAGCACGGUCCUCUACACCAAGAAAUUCGUGGCUGGUGGGUUUAAAUAG
Lachancea meyersii CBS 8951 is the source of this 411-nucleotide messenger RNA. The record is from the annotation of a GenBank genome assembly. NCBI's taxonomy places the organism in Eukaryota, Fungi, Ascomycota, Saccharomycetes, Saccharomycetales, Saccharomycetaceae.